AUGGCUCCCAUUCUCUCGCUCCUGACCUUUGGUCUCGUCGCCAUCAAUGGCGCUCUGGCUCACCCAGGCCACGACGUGAAGGCUGAGGCCGCAGAAAGAGCCCAAUGGAUCCAAACUCGCAACCCCAAAUCCGUCCGCAGCUGUGCCAACAACCUCCGCCGCCGUGGCCACCUCGACGCAGCCAUGGUCCGCCGCCAGCAAAUGGCCAACAAAGUCCGCGCCAAGCGCAACAUCCUCCGCCGCGACUUCGCCGAGUACAACAUCUCUCACGCCUCCACCAGCGACGUGACCUUCGGCGACGACGAAACCCUCCUUUUCGCCGAUGACUCUUCCUGCGUCCUCCAACCCGAAGUCACCCAAGGCCCCUACUACGUCGACGGCGAGCUCAUCCGCAACGACAUGUCCGAAGACCAAGCCGGCAUCCCACUCUACCUGGACGUCCAACUCAUUGACACCUCCUCCUGCAGCCCGGUCCCAGCCGUCUUCGUCGACGCCUGGCACUGCAACGCCACCGGCGUGUAUUCCGGCGUCUCCGCCUCCGGCAACGGCAACCAAAACGACACCUCCAACCUCGACAACACCUUCCUGCGCGGCCUGCAACAAACCGACAUCAACGGCGUCGUGCAAUUCGAAUCCAUCUUCCCAGGCCACUACACGGGCCGCGCGCCACACAUCCACAUCCUCUCGCACAACACCAACUCGACGCUGAUCCGCACCAACGGCACGAUCCUCGCUGCCAACGCCACCACCACCUCCGCCUCGCACGUCGGCCAGAUCUUCUUCGACCAGUCCCUCAUCGCCGCCGUCGAGGCCAACGCCCCCUACAACACCAACACGCAGGAGCUCACCACCAACGCCGACGACAGCAUCCUCGGCGAGGAGGCCGCGGAUAUGGACCCCUUCGUCGAGUACGUGUAUGUCAACCCGGAGGAUAUCACGGAGGGGGUUUUGGCCUGGAUUACCCUCGGCAUUGACCCCACGGCUGAUGAGGGGAUUUCGAGCGCGGCGACGAUUUACAAGGAUGGGGGUGUGGCGAAUGCGAACUCGGGGAUGGGUGGUGGACCGGGUGGGAAUGGAACUGCGCCUAGUGGUUCGCCGCCUUCUUAG
Zasmidium cellare ATCC 36951 is the source of this 1107-nucleotide messenger RNA. RefSeq lists its product as uncharacterized. NCBI's taxonomy places the organism in Eukaryota, Fungi, Ascomycota, Dothideomycetes, Mycosphaerellales, Mycosphaerellaceae. The transcript has a single exon. Bases 1 to 1107 code for a protein of 368 amino acids. Gene Ontology annotation, molecular function: oxidoreductase activity, acting on single donors with incorporation of molecular oxygen, incorporation of two atoms of oxygen; ferric iron binding. The record is from RefSeq and is a predicted model, not a curated record.